UCGAAUUGCAAUGACAAACACAACAACUUCUGGUUUGUACUGCAUUGCGGUGUAGCUGUCCAGUCAAAGCGUAAACAGCAUGAGUGAUGCGUAAACAGUGUGAGCGUUUAUGAACGAUGAAGCUCCUGAAAACCUAUGGCAGAAGAUACAAAUCCAGCUUCCUCGAAGCUUCAAAUACCAAACGCGUCUGGAGCCCCGAGGUGGUCUUGCUUCAAACACCGCCGAGAAAUCGUUCGGAAAUUCUUUUCGAGAGCCUGUGCAACCCUACGGCUCAGAUAAAGCGUGCUCCGAGAGGGAAGGUAAAGUAUGGGAAUGUCACUAACCUGUUCAACGUCAGCUCUGAGCGAUCUGAUAAGGAGCAUAAAAAGAGGUCCGGAUCGCCCUGCAGACGCACUGAGAACCGAGCCUGCCAGAAACGCUCACAACAGAACUACAAUGCACGCAGGAAACAGCCUGCAGCCCAGCAGAAUGGUGUGUCACAGAGCCUGGCAGACAGGAAAGCCAGACCAAGGCGGCAGAAUGUCAAGAGGCCUCCAACAAAGCUGUCACUUAAAAACAAGAAGCCACAGGCGCAACAGUUGCCACCAACUUCAAUAAAGAAGGGGAAUAUUCAACUGAGCAAGCCGACUACGAUGAGCCACAGCUCCACUAGUUCCACAUCAUCAUGUGAGAUACCUAGGCGUUGUCUCAAGGACGACGAGUCAUUCUCAUUAUACCUCGGGAGGUUAAAACUUCCUGGCAGUCCAGUAAACCCCACUAGCUCAACACCAAAAACUGAUACAAAAUGGGAUGAUAGGGCCAACUACAGAUUGCAUCGAGCUGUCUAGUUUGAGUGACAUAAACAGCAUUGAUAUCAGCAGCCCUCGCUUUCUGGAAGGUGACAGCUCUAUUGCAUAUGAAGGAAACCAAAGGACCGGACAUGAACAAACCCACUCUGUGGAUGGUUUGAUGCCCUCAUUUCUCGUCUCAGGAGAUCGCAGCAACUGGAUUACCCUGCGGAAGAAAAGAAACAGAGCAAUGUGCAAGCGCGAUGAUGGAACAAAUAGAAAAAAAGUCAGACUGAGCUUUGCAAGUGAAGACGUUUCGAAUUCAGCGUGGGAUACACCUAUUGCAGAAGAAUGGUCACCAGUCCUGGUCAGCACUCCAGUGUCUGACGCCCGCAUCAACAGAGCGGAAGCAAGAAAGGCAUGGUUUCUCAACUGCGCUAUGCAGACACCACAUGUCGCACCAUCCACCAUCUUUAACAACUCUGUCCUUGUACAAAACUCGGUCUUAUUGGAUAAACAAGUCCAGGGAGCUGGGUCACAUAACGUAAAGGGUAGCCUGAAGCGAAAGUUAGCCAGUGCAGCACAGUUUCAAGCUCCCUCGUAUGAAAACCACAGUGGCUUGUAUUGGGAAAGUUUUCCAGACAACGACGUGAAAGCCACAAGUCAGUUGAGAGGCAGUAGCACGGCACAUGAGUCCUCUGAGCAGCCGCUGCAGGUCUGAUUUGGAAAGCAGCAUCAUGCCUUUGUCAUGUGAUCAGAGUUCUGUCGAGCUUUCUGUAACUCAACAGGCAAAAGCUCAGAUGAAAGAUUUUUAUGUUGAGGUCACAGACUGUCAAGGAGAAGUCUUAAGGCAAACCAAAUGCAACUUUCGCUGUAUAUUCUGCAAAGCCUGAUGCUUUAGACUCGCAAGGGAGAGGAAACCUGUUUGAGACUGAGAAAAGGAAAAGUCACCUACUCAUCGAGCCAGAGGCUUCACAUCAAAUACUAGGAAACAAUUCACAGCUGUCCAUAUUUCAGAAAGAACUGUGUGUCAAGCUUGUUGACGUUAUGGAAACAUCAUAUGCUGGUAAGUGCUUGCUGCGUUCAUCUUUGUUGGUUGCUCAAAGUGACAGUGAAGAGACAUUCUUGUCAGAGGAAGAUUUCUACAGGGAACAUGCCAGCUUAAGGAGCUGCGUGUUGUUCUCACAGACCUGAAACAUCAAGAAGCAAGGUUGAACAUGAAUGCACAGGAUUGCUCACCACACACGUCUUUAUUGGAUGAUAAAAAUGAUGGUGGGCAGUCACUCUCAUCAAGGGAGUUUGCCACGUGUGAAAAGUCCCAAAUGGAAGAUGUGCACAUUGUUCUCGAAGAUGUGAGAGGUCGGAAGUGAAAUGCAAAACAAAAGCAAAACCCAUCCGGUCAAUAGUGACACAUGUGGUGUAUCCUCAACAGGUGAGCCACAGUGCACUCGCGCUGAUGAAAUCAUGCAGUCGAAGGAGCGUGCUGUGUGGGAAAAGUUCCAGCUUAAAGAUGUGCGCAUUAUUCUGACAGAUCUGAGAGACCAAUGUGCAACACAGCACAAAAAUGGAGCCCAGGCAGACAACACCAACCUAUGUGUAGAGUUGCUUAGCACAUGAGCCACUUUGUGCAACUUUUGCUCACAGUGGAAAGGUUGAACGGACAUCGUCAAAGCCAAACAAGCUCCUCUGAACUGUACUACUGUAACAGUGCACCUCUGGAUGGGAGUGGCAGGAACACACCAUUUCAGCAUUGUCGUGGAGAGUAUUCAGAAGCUAAGAAGGCAGAUGUUGCAGUCGCCACAUGUAGUCCUGACAUUCCGAUUGCCAAGUUUGGACAAAUUAUCAAUUCAUUUGCUUGUCAAUUCGACCAAGAGCUUCCACAAAUAAUGACAAGGAAAAUAUCAAACCUGCCAAUAGUAUAAGGAAACGUUCAAAACAACACGGCAGAACCAUUGAGAGUGAACCGUUGUCAGUUCCAACUGUUGCUCUCACUCGUGAAGCUGAAAACACUGUGAGCAGUGCUACUGAUGGUUUGGCAACACAGAUAAUACCUAGCUCGUAUGCCUCUUCCAAGCGCAAAACCGACUCUGAGCAACCUUUAGCACCGUGCUUACACAUGUGCAACGAACUGAACGAAAAGCUUAAAAUGCUCAAGGAGACCAAGGUUGUUCUUAAAAGACACGACACUCAACGACAACUGAUGCAACCUCCUCCUCCAACUGCACUGAAGAAGAGAACUGCGCAACGUAUGAGUCGCUCAAAUAAUCGACGGCCAGACUGUGCACCAGAACAGCGCACCAGUGCUGCUAACUGCAACUCUUCGCAAAAUAAGAGUGCUUGUAAAAACAACUGGUCUGCCUGCACGAGACGACAGGCAAGACUCACCAUGGCUCGCAAGAGUGCAGUUCCUUCAAGAGUGCCACUAGAUGCCAAUCGAAUGCUACUGGAGAUGUGCCAUCAGAGCGAAGCCUUGACCUUCAAGCAAGCUCUUGGUGCCAGUGCUUUCAAGCAGUGCCUGAAAAUUGGCGAGGGCACAUACGGAGAAGUGUUCCGAAUUGGACAUGGAUCAAAGGCGUCUGCCAUCAAGAUUGUGCCCAUUGAGGGUACCUUCCCUGUGAAUGGAGAAAAUCAGAAAACAGCUGCACAGAUUCUUCCAGAAGCCAUCAUUUGUCAGGAGUUGAGCGCUCUUUCCCAGAAGGGACGAACCACUAUGUGCCCAAAUUUUAUUGAAGUGAAAAGGUUGUACUACAUUCAAGACAGGUACCACCCAGCCCUCUUGAAGCAGUGGGAUGCGUUUGACUCCGAAAGGACAAGCGAAAACGAUAGGCCAGACUGCUUCAAGGCAGACCAGAAGUUUAUCAUGUUUCAGUUUGCAGAUGGCGGGACAUCCUUAGAAGAUUAUGAGAUAAACUCUGCAACAGAAGCCAGGAGCAUUUUCCUCCAAACCGCUUGCGCAUUGGCCGUUGCCGAAACUGCUCUAGAGUUUGAGCAUCGCGACCUUCACUGGGGAAACAUUUUGGUGGCGCCAACAAAGCAACAUCACAUUCACUGCCAUCUGCCUGAGGGUAGCUUCAGUCUGGACACAAACGGUGUUCUUGCCUCGGUGAUUGACUACACGUUGUCCAGGUUACGCAAAGAUGGAGCAGUCAUCUAUACCGAUGUGUCCCACGAGGAUGAGCUUUUUGGUGGUGUUGGUGACUACCAGUUUGACAUCUACAGGCGCAUGAAGGAGCACAAUCAAAAUGACUGGAAGAGCUUCAAGCCAUACACGAAUGUGCUUUGGCUCCACUACCUGUCCUGCAAGCUCCUCGAAAAGAGUUGUUACUUUGCCAGGAGUCGGCAACAGAGCUCCGCAGCUGCCGAACUCAGAAAGUGGAGUGACACGCUCAUCCUUCAAUGCUCAUCAUCCAAGGACGUUUUUCUCAAGUGCAUCAGCACACAGUCUACGCAGAAAAAAGUAGGCUCUUGCCUCGGCCACAGAUGAGUGGCCUAUUCCCCCAAAAAUGUCACUGCAUUGUCACUUCUCAUCCCAUCUCCUGUGUAUUUAGCAUUUCACAGAUUCACUGUAUGGCAUCAUGGUUACGCUUCAACAUCACAGUGCAGUGGCACUACUCUUUGUAAGCGUAGGUUUCUACGAUGGCCUAACACUAGUGUCAAACCAUUUUUUUUAUAUUUCCAUGCUUCACCUGUAAGUACUCAUUCCCAGUCUCAUUUUUGUUCACAACCAAGUGUGUCUGCAUUUUAUCAGUUUUAGAAAUAAAUAUCACUGUAGUAUUGUAAACUCCAUCGUUGUUCUGCGAAAAAGACAGACAGAAAGACAAGAUCAGACAGACAGACAGAUGUGGGGAAGAGUAAAAGGUUAUCAAAGCUUUUACAGUUGAGUACACUUAUAACAAUGCUUACAAUAUCUACAUUAUACAGUGCAAUUUUACACACUCAA
Molecule: messenger RNA, 4707 nt
Organism: Dermacentor silvarum
Lineage: Eukaryota; Metazoa; Arthropoda; Arachnida; Ixodida; Ixodidae
Product: serine/threonine-protein kinase haspin-like
Exons: 12
Coding region: 2884-4251 (455 amino acids)
Biological process (GO): mitotic cell cycle; protein phosphorylation; intracellular signal transduction
Cellular component (GO): cytoplasm; nucleus
Molecular function (GO): histone H3T3 kinase activity; ATP binding
Source: RefSeq, a predicted model, not a curated record